CCCUCGCCCUCCGCCCCUGCGCCUGCACCGCGUAGGCCGUCCCCCCCCCGCGCGCGCACCCCGUAGACGACCCCCGCCCGCGUCCCGGCCGGCCCCCCCUUUCUACAUUUAAAGGGGGCGCAGCAUUCGCCUCCUGCCUCAGGUGACCUCUCAGGGGGUCCCCCGGCAGAGGUGCCCCGCCGCUGAGGAACAUGGCGAAGGUGGAGCAGGUCCUGAGCCUCGAGCCGCAGCACGAGCUCAAAUUCCGAGGUCCCUUCACCGAUGUGGUCACCACCAACCUGAAGCUCGGCAACCCAACAGACCGAAACGUGUGUUUUAAAGUGAAGACCACAGCACCGCGUAGGUACUGCGUGAGACCCAACAGUGGGAUCAUCGAUGCGGGGGCCUCCGUCAACGUGUCUGUGAUGUUACAGCCUUUCGAUUAUGACCCCAAUGAGAAAAGUAAACACAAGUUUAUGGUUCAGUCUAUGUUUGCUCCGACUGACACUUCUGAUAUGGAAGCAGUAUGGAAGGAGGCAAAACCGGAAGACCUUAUGGAUUCAAAACUUAGAUGUGUGUUUGAAUUGCCAGCAGAAAAUGAUAAACCACAUGAUGUAGAAAUAAAUAAAAUUAUACCCACAACUGCAUCAAAGACAGAAACACCAGCGGUGUCUAAAGCUCUGAGCUCUUCUUUGGAUGACAGCGAAGUGAAGAAGGUGAUGGAGGAGUGUAAGAGGCUGCAGGGGGAGGUGCAGAGGCUCCGGGAGGAGAACAAGCAGUUCAAGGAAGAAGAUGGACUUCGGAUGAGGAAGACCGUGCAGAGCAACAGCCCCGUUCCUGCGUUCGCUGCGGCUGGGAAGGAGGAGGGCCCCAGUGCCCGGCUCCUGGCGCUCGUGGUGUUGUUCUUCAUCGUUGGCGUCAUCAUAGGGAAGAUCGCCUUGUAGAGGCGGCCGGCGGAGGGUGGCUUUACUGGAUUGAUGGCCCGCUAUACCGUGGGCUUUGAAUUGAUCAUAACCAUGUGUAAAAAGAAGUUAAUGUGUGAUGACAUCUCACAGGUCUUGCCUUUAAAUUACCCCUCCCUGCGCGUGCGCACGCGUGCACAUACACACACACACAAUUAUAACGUAACAAUCUUUUAGAAAGUGAAAAAUGUAUAGUAAAUGAUGGGGGAAAGACUGGUCUUUAUUAAUGACGAGGGAAACCGUGAUUAAAUCGUAAUGGCAUGUCGUAAGUGUCACUUUAAACAUUUGUAGCCUUGGUACCUGUGGCUGGGUUGAUUACCUCUCUCGGAACAAGACACUCUUCCUGCCUGUUGGUGCUGGCCCUUGGGGAGCGGAAGCCCAGUGCGGUGGGAGGGCCGUCCCCUCCAUGUAGCAACACCCCCCCCCCGCUCACUCCCCCCCGGGCUGCUGCUCCACGUCCUGCUCUGCCCUGCCCCUGGCCGCUGGUUCCCUGGGACUGAUGAACGGGGUCAGAAGCCAAUGGCGUUGUGCUGCGGCAGCGUUGGAUCUGCCCGUCGGGAGCGGGAGGCAGAUGCUGACCGACUAGCCCAACACUUUGGAAAUCAAAGUCAAUGCUUUGUUCUCUUAAAGGGACCAAGCUAAAUUACUGUGGGUUCAUGUAGCGAGAUUCACUUGUUAUUCAGAGAUGUUUAAUGCAUAUUUAACUUAUUUCAUGUAUCUCAUCUCAUGUUUCCUUAUUGCCACAAGAUUACAGUUACUGCUGUGGGCUACACGUCACCUGUGCCCCUUGGUGCCGGUGGGAGCUGCUGGCAUUGCAGCUGGAGAGCUGUGGGCUCCUCUCGGGAGGUUCUCCGGGCCUGCGUACACGUGGACGGGUGGGUUGUCUGACUGGGGGACAAGAGCUGCCAGGAAGGUUUGUCUGUGUGAGGAGACACAGCCGUCCGCCAGGGGAGGCUCUUCGUGGCAGCGGUCAGCCCUGUCCCCUGUCGAGUGCAGAAGACUGGCCGGGCUUCUGUGGUGUUCCGCGUUGCCCCUCCGCUUCCCGUCCUGCUUCCGGCACACGUGGCCCUGGGCUGGUACCGACCUCUCCCGUGUGGCCCUCGCUCCGAGUGGGGCGGCAGGGGCGCAGCAGACGGAACCAGCGGGGUGGGGGCGGGGAGAGGGGUGAGAGUCUCUUCGGGUAAUCGUCAAGUAGUGAUGAGAGUUUGACUGUAAAUUAAUUUUAUGCCAUAAAAGACCAAUCCAAUUCUGUUUGACUAUGUAGCAUCUUAAAAAAGGAAAAAAAAAAAAAUAAAGCCCCAGAACUAAGA
Neogale vison (American mink) is the source of this 2251-nucleotide messenger RNA. It is a transcript of the gene VAPB, whose product is annotated as VAMP associated protein B and C. Gene Ontology annotation, cellular component: endoplasmic reticulum membrane; plasma membrane. Gene Ontology annotation, biological process: endoplasmic reticulum membrane organization. The record is from RefSeq and is a predicted model, not a curated record. The transcript is spliced from 6 exons. Gene Ontology annotation, molecular function: FFAT motif binding. The coding region runs from base 192 to 923 and encodes 243 amino acids. Lineage: Eukaryota; Metazoa; Chordata; Mammalia; Carnivora; Mustelidae.